AUGUCUACUGCGGCUGAAGAAGACACAGUGUGGAUUGGGUUCAUGGACAUCGUUCCUGUCAUCGGGACGGUAAAAGAGGCAGUGGAGCUGGUGUUGGCUCUGUACGAAGGGAAUGAAGCAGUGGCAAAAGAGAAAGAGAAGGCCAUUGAAAACAUUGUGAAAGAGUCAUUAAAAAAACAUGUGAACAAGUCGACUGAUAAACCAGCAGCAGCUGCAGCUGAAUUUUCUGAAAAUGAAAAUGUGAUAGUGGUCAGAAAGGAAAUGAUCACUGAAUAUGUGAUGACAGUUUCCAAACGGGGAAUAAAACCUCCAACUCCAGCUCAGCAGAAAGAGAGAGAGAAAAGAGUGGAAGCUAUUAAGAAGGACAUGUUAGAAAAGAUCCGUAUCAUCACUCCAACCUUCAAGGGUGAGCUGGAGGAAGAAUUGAAAAGGUCAAAAAGAGGCGAACAUGUCUUCAACAAUGACAUUCUUAAAUUUCAUUAUAAAGUGCUGACUGAGUUUAUACAAAGCCAUCAUAUUGAUAAUCUACGAGGAUAUAAUCAGCAAGCAAUGGACACAUUAGGCAAACACACACUUUCCCGAAGCACAGCAGAGGAUAUUCAGACAAACAUGGUGGUUCACUUUGGUGAUGAUGAAUUCUACGUGAACGUGAAUGCACUGGUGUAUGGUGUAUUUUGCAGAGCACUGCGUGAUGCUAUGUUAAAUGUGCUGCGCCACAUAAAUCCAGAUGACGUGAAAGAAGAGGAGAGAACAUGGGUGAAUUAUGUCAUAGAAAAUAUGAAUUACUAUCAAAUCUAUGUGGACCAUCUGGCAAAGGACAAGUGGAUUGCCAAUAAACAGACUAGACGGGCCCGGGUUGAAAAGGUUAGACAGGAAGUUGCAAAAAUGUAUAGCACAGAACGUGGGUUAGACUGGUGCAAACGCAUUCUGGAUAGAGUUGCACCUUGGUUUGAAUAUAGACAGUGA
Messenger RNA from Labeo rohita (rohu), 966 nucleotides. RefSeq lists its product as uncharacterized. The record is from RefSeq and is a predicted model, not a curated record. The transcript has 3 exons. Lineage: Eukaryota; Metazoa; Chordata; Actinopteri; Cypriniformes; Cyprinidae. The coding region runs from base 1 to 966 and encodes 321 amino acids.